AUGGGUGACACUGUCGCAACCAACCUGCAAUUACUAACUCAGUGGGACGUUGUCAUCUCCAACACCCUGGUCAAGACCGGACUCGGUUUCGGCGCCGGCGUUCUUGCCUCCGUUCUUUUCUUCAAGCGACGAACCUUCCCCGUGUGGCUCGGAAUCGGCUUUGGAGCUGGACGAGGUGUCGCCGAGGGAGACGUCAUUUUCCGACAGAGUGACGCUGGAGUCCGAUCUGUUCGGGCUUAA
Molecule: messenger RNA, 240 nt
Organism: Yarrowia lipolytica CLIB122
Lineage: Eukaryota; Fungi; Ascomycota; Dipodascomycetes; Dipodascales
Cellular component (GO): mitochondrial inner membrane; MICOS complex; mitochondrion
Source: RefSeq, a predicted model, not a curated record